ACAUCAAAACAACAACGAACGUUGGAGUCACUUUAUAGACCAACCAUUCGUAUCACAAAUGGACACUCUUUUAUGAUGAAUGCUGAUCCUGUGAUAUUGGAGACGAUACAUAGACGCAUGACAUUCUUUGAGGCAAAGACACAUUCGCCAUUCCAGCCAAAGAAGAAGAUGUUUCAUCAUCCGCGAAAGGUGUCAUUCUUCUCGCCCAAGGUCGGACGUUUCGCCACAGGCCUGCUGCCCAUCAUCAUUAGCGAACUCAAUGAUCUCGACGUUCAGUACAAUCGCAUCGAUGAGCGUAACCCUCUGCCACAGCUAUACUCCAACUGGGAUCAUUCAAUCAAGUUGCCACCUCCACCACCAAUACCUCAGAAGCCAGUGACAAAGACUAAACGCAAGAAGGCAGCUGCCAAAGAUACACAAUUAGAGGUUGAGCCAGCCACAGAGACCACUGCAACCACAUCACCAGACGAUCAAGCAACAGAAGAUGAUAUCGCUCACCUGAGAGUGUUUGACCUGCAACCACCUGACCUAGAGUCGAAGCGAGUGGAUGACAGUCUACUAUUGCCCACGGUUAAGCUUCACGACUUCCAGGUUGAGUCGAUCAACUUUGCGCUGGCCAAUCAUCGAGGCAUCAUCAAGUGUGCCACUGGCGGUGGCAAGACAAUGAUAUUGGCAUCACUCAUCAAGGCGCUGGGAGAUGAUGUCACUGUUGUCAUCCUUGUCACCAAGCGAUCAUUGGUCACUCAGAUCUACGACAGUCUGAAGGCGACGGGUGUCUGUCAACCUGGUCGUGUGUCCAGCGACUACUUUGAGCCGUCGCGCGUCACAAUAUCAACACUCAAGUCGGCGCACAAGAUCGCCGAUCUCUGUCGUAGCGCCCAGGUGAUGAUGGUAGAUGAGGUGCACGAGUUUGCCUCGCCAUCAGCGCGCCAGACAUUCAAAAUGUUUGAUAAUGCAUACUCUCGAUUUGGAUUCUCUGCCACUCCAUUCAAGGUUGGUGACCCAGUGCACAACCAUCGAAUCAUCUCUGUGUUUGGAACAUUACUAUGUGACAUAUCAACUCAAGACUUGACAAAGAUCGACAUUCUAUCAAAUGCGUAUAUCCACUUCUAUCCAAUCAACUACCCUCUCCAAAGAAAGACAACGAUCACUUCCUUCCACGACGUGGAGUCAAGGUUGGUAGCAGAGAAUGAACAUUUGAAUCAGUCGAUCGCCAAACUGGUCGAGUCCAUACCAACGGGUAGGAUAAUGAUCUUGGUCAAGCGAUUGGCACACGGCGAUGCACUGUCCGAACUCAUCCCCGAUGCCUAUUGGGUCAAAGGUGACGACGGCGUGGAGACUCGAGAGUUUGUCCUCAACAAGCUAAAGCACAGCAAGAAUGAAAAGGUCGUGGCCAUCUUCUCGGCCAUUGGUUACGUUGGCGUGGACGUUCGCAUUCACCACCUCAUCAACGCCUCUGGAGGCAAGGACCCCAACAUGACACUACAGAAGCUUGGUCGUGGACUUCGAAAGGCAGACGACAAGACUCAUCUCGACUAUCAUGAUUUCUUUUUCUCACCAAAGGUUCACAAGGCAUUGUCAGCACAUUCAUCCUCGAGGAUGUCUGUCCUGCGAAGAGAGGGCCAUCAGGUCAUCAUGGAGCCAGAGCUUCCU
This is a messenger RNA of Acytostelium subglobosum LB1, 1653 nucleotides long. RefSeq lists its product as hypothetical. The record is from RefSeq and is a predicted model, not a curated record. The transcript has 4 exons. Gene Ontology annotation, cellular component: transcription factor TFIIH holo complex; nucleotide-excision repair factor 3 complex; transcription preinitiation complex. Gene Ontology annotation, biological process: transcription initiation at RNA polymerase II promoter; nucleotide-excision repair. Gene Ontology annotation, molecular function: hydrolase activity; 3'-5' DNA helicase activity; ATP binding. The annotation marks the transcript as partial. Lineage: Eukaryota; Evosea; Eumycetozoa; Acytosteliales; Acytosteliaceae.